Molecule: messenger RNA, 741 nt
Organism: Prosopis cineraria
Lineage: Eukaryota; Viridiplantae; Streptophyta; Magnoliopsida; Fabales; Fabaceae
Exons: 1
Coding region: 1-741 (246 amino acids)
Source: RefSeq, a predicted model, not a curated record
AUGCAUGAUUACUCACCGUUUUCUAAGCAUUUUGAUGAUGGCAUUAUUUUGAUCCUUGUGUAUGUUGAUGAUCUCUUAAUCACUGGGAGUUUUAAAUCUGGGAUUAAGGAAACUAAAGAGUUUUUACACAGUAAAUUCAAGAUAAAGGAUCUUGGUCUGUUAAAGUAUUUCCUAAGAAUUGAAGUGGCAUGUUCUAAAAGGGGUAUUGUCAUGAAGCAAAGAAAGUAUGUUUUAGACUUGUUGUUUGAGACAAGAAUGAGCGGCUGUAGGCCACUGACAAUACCUAUGGCCUCUAAUUUGAGGCUCACUGCAUACGAGGAGGGAAGAAACAAGAAGGAAGAGCUGUUGAAAGACCCUGGGGAGUAUAGGAGACUCAUUGGUAAGUUAAUAUACUUAACAAUGACUCGUCCUGACAUUUCUUUCUUUGUCCAGAGUUUGAGCCAAUUCAUGCAAACUCCAACAAAGGUUCACAUGGCAGCUGCAAAGAAUGUGCUGAGAUAUUUGAAGAAUAACCCAGGACUUAGAAUACUUCUAAGCUCGAGACACAGUACAACAUUGAGGUGCUUCUGUGACUUAGAUUGGGCAGCGUGUCAUACUACAAGGAGGUCAAUUUCUGACUAUUUACUGAAAAUAGGAGACUCCUUAAUCUCCUGGAAGGCAAAGAAGCAAGAAAUUUUCUCUAAGUCAUCGGCUGAAGCUGAAUAUAGAGCACUUAGUGUUGCUGUUUCAGAGGUUAUCUAG